Messenger RNA from Colletotrichum orchidophilum, 2790 nucleotides. RefSeq lists its product as uncharacterized. Gene Ontology annotation, cellular component: cytoplasm. Lineage: Eukaryota; Fungi; Ascomycota; Sordariomycetes; Glomerellales; Glomerellaceae. Gene Ontology annotation, molecular function: protein serine/threonine kinase activity; tau-protein kinase activity; ATP binding. The record is from RefSeq and is a predicted model, not a curated record. The transcript has 3 exons. The coding region runs from base 1 to 2790 and encodes 929 amino acids. Gene Ontology annotation, biological process: protein phosphorylation; microtubule cytoskeleton organization; intracellular signal transduction.
AUGCCCGCGAGUACCGCAGUCGCUAACAACGGCGGGCCUGCUCCCGUCAGCAAUCAUGGCGGGCCCGACCCUCGGAGCCCUGGCGCGACCACCACCUCGAAGCAUACGAGCAGAUCGCGCACUACGAUACCAACCCCAUCCGGAAAAUGGAUCUUGGGCAAAACAAUCGGUGCUGGGAGCAUGGGGAAAGUGAAGCUAGCCCGGAAGGAGGACACAGGAGAGCAGGUCGCCUGCAAGAUUAUUCCCCGCGGCUCAACGGAAGAUACACAACAUCAGACCCGAGCAGACAAGGAGAGGGCGGACCAGUCCAAGGAAAUCAGGACUGCCCGAGAGGCCGCCAUUGUUACCCUUCUGAGCCACCCCAAUAUCUGCGGCAUGCGAGACGUUGUGCGCACCAACUACCAUUGGUACAUGCUCUGCGAGUAUGUCAACGGCGGUCAGAUGCUCGACUACAUUAUUUCCCAUGGCAAGUUGAAGGAGAAGCAAGCCCGCAAGUUCAGCCGUCAGAUCGCCAGCGCUCUCGAUUACUGUCACCGAAACAGUAUUGUCCACCGAGACCUCAAGAUCGAAAACAUUCUGAUCAGUAAAAAUGGAGACAUUAAAAUCAUCGACUUUGGGCUCAGCAACCUUUUCGCUCCACGCGGUCACCUCAAAACCUUUUGUGGCAGUCUUUACUUUGCCGCCCCGGAGCUACUUCAGGCAAGAGCCUAUACCGGGCCCGAGGUUGAUGUGUGGAGUUUUGGCAUCGUUCUUUACGUUCUAGUGUGUGGGAAGGUGCCGUUUGAUGACCAAAGCAUGCCCGCUUUGCAUGCUAAAAUCAAAAAGGGGUUGGUAGACUACCCAAGUUGGCUUUCGAGCGAAUGCAAACACUUGCUUUCCCGAAUGCUCGUGACGGAUCCUAAACAACGUGCCAGCAUGCAGGAAGUCAUGGUCCACCCGUGGAUGACGAAAGGUUACAGCAAUCCACUGGACAACGGGUUACCUCCACGAGAACCCCUCUCACUCCCAUUGGACUCCGAUGUUGUGAAUGCCAUGACCGGCUUUAAUUUUGGCUCCCCAGACGCUAUCAGGGCCCAGCUGGAACGGACAAUCGAGUCCGAAGAUUACCAACGUGCAGUCAGACUCUACCAGCGCGAGAAAGAGCUUCCCCAGCCUGCCAAAGACGUCGAAAAGAAGCGUGGAUUUGGCUUUGACUUCUAUAAGAGGAGGAACUCGGGCACCAGCCGUGACACUCUGACGGGUCCUAGUUCCGAGGCCCUCCAGCUAGGCAAUGAUCCUCUCAACGCGUUCAGUCCGCUGGUUUCAAUAUAUUACCUGGUGCGAGAGAAACAAGAUCGCGAUCGCGCUGAGAAGAACCCUGGGGCUGCUAGUGCAUUCAAGGAGAAGGAGAAGCCUGCGAUCCCCGAAAUCACGCCACCGCAGGAGGCUCAUACCAACUCCUCUGCCUACGAAAUGCCUGGUGAGAGGGUCACUGGUGGUCGUUCCCGCCCUCGAGCCAGGACACAUGGUGAAGACGAUGCCCCUGAUGCGGCAAAAAGUUCUCAACUUUCGCCAACAACCCCUCUGUCUCCAGAGGUGCCACCCGAGCCACUCCCAAAGAAGGAGAGCACCGCUGCAGGCAUCCUCCGUCGCUUCAGCACCCGGAGACGCAGGGAUCCGGAGAGGUCGGACAGAGACCGAUCUCAUCCGCCUGUCGUUCAGGUUCACUCACCUUCUGAGGCUCCUCCCGCACCGAUACCCCGGAAGAGCUUCAGCAUACGUCGCGGCAGACGGGAACGGGAAGAACCAGACCCUCUACCGCUGCGAUCCGGUGGCAGUCAGCCACAGCACGGGGAUCUUCUUAGCCCUCCCUUGUCCGCCGGGGGUCAAUCGUCACGGCGCAAAGGCUUGGGUCGAUCGACUAGUGUGAACUCUGCAGACUUGCGUCGCCGUGGGUCAACCCGGACACCGAAGGAACCACCCCCGACAAGUGGCUCAGACCAGUCGACGGCCACCGACCGACCUCCACCCGUAUCAAGAGACAGCCAGCAAGCACGAGCCGCAUCCAUGAGAGCCAAGUCACUCGGUCAUGCCAGGCGCGAGAGUAUUCAGCAGCGCAGGCUUCGCCGGGAGGAAGCAAGAGAAGCAAAUUUGCCGGAGGAGACAGAUCAAGAACAAGGCGAUCAGAGUGGUGUGUCCACCGACAGGCUAGACAGCUCAGAUUUGGCCAAGCCUGUCUUCCUGAAGGGCUUGUUCAGUGUUUCGACGACUUCAACCAAGAACGUGACAGAAAUCCGGGCGGAUAUCAAGCGGGUGCUCAAGGGCCUCGGGGUUGACUAUACCGAGAUCAAGGGUGGCUUCUUGUGUAAGCACACACCUAGUAUUGACCUCAAGAAAGUACAAGACGUUCCUGGUAGCCCCGGGCAGGCGCCGCCAGGUCACAGGAGACGCUUCAGUUUCGGCGCAAUCAGAGGCGGCGACCGGGAACGAGAGGACUUACCGGCAACUGAUCGAGGGCCAAGCACGCCGCGUGGCUCUGGUCGGACCGAGGCAGAUCGCAGUUAUUCUAACUCGGACGUCUCACUUGAUAGCGUCUCACGAGAAGCCGGAGGAUCAUCCAGAAGAGUCCCGGGUGAGACAAGCACUCACGUCCAGAGCGAUCUCGGCGGAAGUAUGGUCCUUGAGUUUGAGAUAUUCAUUGUCAAGGUCCCGUUGCUGUCCCUCCACGGAAUCCAAUUCAAGCGACUAGUGGGAAACACUUGGCAGUAUAAGAACAUGGCUGAUCAGGUUCUGAGGGAGCUUCGUCUUUAG